This is a messenger RNA of Labeo rohita (rohu), 2745 nucleotides long. RefSeq names its product galaxin-like. The transcript is spliced from 9 exons. The record is from RefSeq and is a predicted model, not a curated record. Lineage: Eukaryota; Metazoa; Chordata; Actinopteri; Cypriniformes; Cyprinidae. Bases 240 to 1556 code for a protein of 438 amino acids.
UAGUAGCUGCGGGUGGAGUAUCGCGCUGAGUAGCCCAAAGAGGGGAAAAAAGCAUAGGUUGUGUUAUUUAAAAGCUUAGCAAUAACGGUAAGCCACUGAUCAAGGAACUGUUAGAGCACAGAACUUUUACACACUCACCGAAAUUGGAUAUCAUUUUGACUGGGCGGCGAGGGACAGUAUUUUGAUGUGGAAUUUGUCAUCAUGACAGACAGAGCCAGGAUGCCGGUUUCAGUGGACAGAUGGAAGGCAAUUGUGGAAAUGUGCCUUACAAGAUCUCAAGAAGUUCCUGCUGUAAUGGCAAUAUAACUCUGGGAUUAAGCCAGAUGGUGGCUAACUGCUGUGGUUCUGCAGCUUACAAUCCGCUCAAUGAGAUUUGCUGUAAUAACAACAUACUGACUCUAAGCAGCACUCAGGCAAAAUGCUGUGGCAGUGUCACAUACCUGACAAGAACUCAUUUGUGUUGUGGUGGCAACAAAAUAUAUACACUCAAGGAAAAUCUUUCUUGUUGUGGCAAUAAAACCUUUGACAAGACAACCCACUGCUGCUGUACUGCACCUAAACUAGAAGUUAAGCCUAAACAUGAAACUUGCUGUCAAAAAGCAACAGACCUUAAAUGUGGAUCAAACCCCUACAAUCCCCAUGAACAAAUUUGUUGCUCAGGGAAACUGUAUAAGAGGGCAUCAGCACUUACUAAGUGCUGUGGUGAAGAUUUUUACAGUCUGUCGGAUGACAAUGUGCUGUGCUGUAAUGGAAUCCUUAAACACAAUGUGUCUGAGCAGUCAGAGUGUGUUGGUGGUGUUAUAUAUACUCCAGGAAACACUACUUGCCAGAUGUCUGUCCGUCCCCGUCUUGGUGAACACUGCUGUGGAGGACAAACCUUCAAUCCUCACACACAUAUUUGCUGUAACGGACACAGCCACAACAAGAAGAAUGGCAAUUUCUGUUGUGGUUCAGAAGUCUAUGACCACCACAACCAGUCCUUGAGAUGCUGCUCAGGUCAUCUUUACAAACUAACAAAUUCAAGUGGGGAAGCAGAGUGCUGUGGAAACCUAUUGCUCCAAUAUAAUAACAAUCAAACUUGCUGUUCCUCCUCAACCAAUACUGUAAUGUAUGACACCAAGCAAAACCACAGUUGCUGUGGGCAUUACUACUACAACACAUCCUUGUGGAGCUGCUGUGCUGAACAUCUCAAACCAACACCAAAGCCUAACAACUCUCCUGCAAAAUACAGAAUUAAACCUCUAAUGGACCUGAUCCCUAAAAUGUGCAAUAAAAAAGUGUUCUUCGGCAAAGUGGAGAGUGUGGCACUUGAAAAUGAUCAGCGUCUUGUGGUGUUGAAAUUUGUUUGGCAGGUCAAUGUGAAAUCAGAAAAAAUCAUCAAAGACCCUUGGCUUCAUGUGUCCCUGGAUCACUGCAGCUCUCCUGCCACAGAGAACGGCAUGACCUACCUUUGGGAGGAAAUCCACAAUGGGGAGUACAAGCUUCUCUCUCACCCUGUUGAUCUAACCUCUGACAUUCAGAUGUUCUAUUCUGUGUGUUACCAAAAGAAGAGAUAGAAGAAUGGAUUGAUGUCUAUUUCCCAUCAUUUCAAAACAUAUUCAUGCUGGUUACCACACGAUUUUUGUCUUGGUGCUAUCAUUAACUCUAAAUAACCCUAGUAUGUAAAUGGCCACUAUAGUUGAAAGCUAAGAACCUUUAUUCCCCGAAGACAAGUUUUCAAAACCUCUGUUACUAUAGAAUUACACGGCAUUAUGGCAGAGGCAUCAUAUGUUGUUCAUCUGUGCGCUUUGCCUCAUUGGUUAUUUUUAUUUCAUCUCAAUAAUUGAUUGGUUCUGUAUGAGUGAUGCAUUAAGCUAUUUAAUUAGUAAGGUAACUGUAAGGUUUGUUUAGCUAAUGUGAAACAUAAAAAAAAAAAAAAUGAAAUAGAAUUAAAUGAGAAAACAUUAUUCUUUUUGAAUGUAAUAUUGAGUUCUCAAAGAGCUCUUGAUUGUUUAUUUGUUUUUAAUUCUAAAUUGCUAUUAAGUGUCAGUUUUAUAAAUUUUAUGUUGCACUGCAUGGCCUUAUAAGCAGAUUUUAAUUCUAGUGUAUUUAAUCAGUCUCAGGUCUAUUCCAAUUCUGUUUGAAGGGUUUUAAAGGCCUUCAUGUACUAUUGCUCAAAGGUUCUCAAAUGCAAUGAAUAGGCUUUUUCCUAAUCCUUGAAAAGACAGCAGCUUUUUCCUACAUAUAUAUUUUUUGAUAACAACAGCUCAAAUAUAAGCUUGAUCUAGAUAUGUAUUUUUUUUAUUAUUAUUACUAUUUCUUUUCAUUGCAUGACUAAUUUACAGGUUUAUUAAUACAGUGAUUCUCAUUCAUUAACCAUGCCUACACCAAAUUGUGUGAAAUCUGUGAAAUCUGUGUAAGCACAUUUUUAUACAGAAAUCUUGAUUCAUUAAUAAAUUUGCACUAAAAUGUAUUCUAAAUUUAUGAUUUAAUUUAGAGACACCACUGUGUUAAAGAUUUUAUCUAUAUGUCUAUGUAAUUAAUAUAUUUGUCUAUCCAAUACAUUUGAACUUCUCCAGUCAGUUCUUUUACUGUUGUUCAUGUCUCAGCUAUAUACAACUGUGAACACAUCUUUCAUUUAAACUGUUGUGUUACUUAUUUACUCAUUCAAGUUGUAUUAUGGCAAUGCAGAUAUGGAUCUUUGAAAAAAAUUACAAAUUGCCAUUUGUGAUUGUAUUUCAAAGCUAUUGUUUCUAAAUAAAAAUG